AUGAGUGAGCUUUCCGAUACUUUCAGUGACAUGAGAGACGGAAUGGUGCCCCUCACCACCGUCUUCGCCCUCGUUGCCUUUGUACCUGCCUGCCUCGCAGCUGCUACAGGUGCUGAAAACCCUCUUGAGAAGCGAGCUUGCCGCCCAAGCAACUGUCUGUGCAAUGGAAUUCAAGGACAAUUCUGCGGUAACGAGCGGAUAAACCGUGCCUGCACCAACGGCCACGUUUUCGAGUGCGCUCGUGGCACCGGCAAGGCUUGCGACUAUGGUGUCAGAAACUCUUGCCGCCAGUGCGGAAAGCUCAAGUGCUAGAUUUCUACGGAGAGCGUUUUUAG
This is a messenger RNA of Microsporum canis CBS 113480, 335 nucleotides long. RefSeq lists its product as hypothetical. The transcript has 3 exons. NCBI's taxonomy places the organism in Eukaryota, Fungi, Ascomycota, Eurotiomycetes, Onygenales, Arthrodermataceae. Bases 1 to 312 code for a protein of 103 amino acids. The record is from RefSeq and is a predicted model, not a curated record.